Molecule: messenger RNA, 1134 nt
Organism: Kwoniella botswanensis
Lineage: Eukaryota; Fungi; Basidiomycota; Tremellomycetes; Tremellales; Cryptococcaceae
Exons: 6
Coding region: 1-1134 (377 amino acids)
Cellular component (GO): catalytic step 2 spliceosome
Molecular function (GO): RNA binding; protein binding
Source: RefSeq, a predicted model, not a curated record
AUGUCAGUAAGAAAAUCACCUCCCCCUUCUGGGCCAGGAUCAGCGAUUAUCAAACGAGCCAGGGUGGACGAUGGGGAAGAUGAGGAUAACAACACGAUGACCAUGACGGUGGCUUCCAGCGGUGAGGGUCAGAGGAAGAAUGCUCUGAUACGGAGUGUCAAGAGGACGAGUGGGCUGGAAGCCCCCAUCGUGUCGUUGACGGGUGCUCACGGAGGAGAAAUCACAGCUUGUAAAUUCGACCCAUCAGGUCAGACGUUAGCUGCAUGCUCAGUAGACAGGAGUAUAUCGUUAUGGGAAACAUACCCACCACAUGAUAACUACGGUAUCAUACCGAACGUACACAAGACCGCUAUUCUAGAUAUUGCAUAUUCGUUAGACUCAGAGACUAUUUAUUCGGGUUCAGCAGACGGUAUCUUAAUAUCCACCGACCUCCGAACCGGCUCCCGAAUAUCCAAGUACUCUGCCCACUACGGCCCCAUCAACAGUAUCGCAGUGACCAUCUCCGGCGGACGUGAGUUGGUCUUGACAGGUGGAGAUGAUGGGAUAGCUAGAGUGUGGGAUUUCUCGUUGGACUCCAAGCAGAAUCCAGUAGCUGAAUUUGAUGAUGAGAGGGACUGUCCGGUGACGGCUGUGGAAUGGAGUAAAGAUGGGAAUCAGUGUUUUGUUGGUGGGGUGGAUAACGAGGUCAAGGUAUGGGACCUUCGUUCCUCCUCUAUCCUAUACACCCUCCGCGGUCAUACCGAUACGAUCUGUUCCCUCUCCCUCUCCCCUUCAGGCGACUACCUCGGUACCUAUGGCCUGGACUCGCUAUUAAUCAUAUACGAUGUCAAACCCUUCUCAUCCGAUCCAAUGAGAGUAUAUAGAUCGUUAACGGGAGCACCAGCAGGAUUUGAAAGUUCGUUAAUCAAGUUGGCAUGGACGAGACAUGAUAAUGGGUCUAGAAUCGCUGUAGGAGGUGGAGAUAGGUCAGUAACCGUUUGGGAUGUAGAUACGGGAAAGAUAGCGUACAAGUUGCCGGGACAUAAGGGAACAGUCACGGCGGUUGAUUUCCAUCCUAGAGAACCAAUCAUUCUGACAGGAUCGAAAGAUUCGAACAUGUUACUGGGCGAAUUAGAUGCUACAGAAGCGUUAUAG